Molecule: messenger RNA, 2497 nt
Organism: Chlorocebus sabaeus (green monkey)
Lineage: Eukaryota; Metazoa; Chordata; Mammalia; Primates; Cercopithecidae
Source: RefSeq, a predicted model, not a curated record
GCUCAGGAAUGGUGGAGGGGCUGGCAGAGUGACGUGGACAAUGGGGGAUGGGGCUUGAGAACCGUCAAACUGUGGAGAACAGCGUUCGAGGGGAAGGGGCCCCCCGGUUUGCUGGGUCAUCUCAGGGAACCUGUCACCCCCAUCUGUGCCUCAUUGCUCCCCAGAGCCUGAGGCACCGACCUUCAAAGAGGGACUACAGCGAACACUUACGGGGCGCCUACCCCAUGCUCCCAGCCCUGUCCCUCAGCCCAGCAGGGGAGGUGAGAGGGGCUCUUCUGACGAUUCCACAGGCCCAGUCCCGGUAACCCCAGCAAACUUCUGCUGCCAGCUCGGUGUGGCCACCGCAGAGGACAUGCCACAUCUCCAGCCCCUUCUAUGCCCAUCAGACAGAGGUGAGGACUGAGGUCUCAGGGGGAAAGGACCCUCCUGGGGGGACUCGAUACCUAGGCUUGGAGACAACUCCAAAGCCGAGGAGGCAACACGGGCCCUAAGAUCCUGUGGGGGCUCAGCCACAGCGGAGUCUGCUGGGGGAACUAGAGGCAAAGUGGGGCAGGCACAGAUCAAGAUAGUCUCAAGUGACCUCUCUCUGCCUCACCUCCCCCGACUCCAGUCUAAAACCAAAGCACAUCUCCUGGGGAGACUGAAGCCCAGAGAGGACUAGGGACCAGCCUGAGGCCACACAGCGAAACGCCUCCUCUCAAAGCUCCAGGUCUGAAUCCUGCAUAGCCCAGAGUCAAGGGGAAGAAGGGAGGAGUACAGCUUCAGGGCAACCCUUGGUGAGGAGCUGGGAUGCAGCAGCGUUCUUGGGUUUCAGCGGCUUCCUCGGGCCUCAGUUUCCCCGCCUGCUGUUGGGAAUGGGCCAGUUCAGAACAGACAAGAGGCUGACGCCAGGCUGCCUCCUACCCAAUAUCCGAGGCGUCUCUGUGUGGGUGGCAGCGACUCCCAGACAACUUCCCGUAGAGUUUAAGACCCCCUUCCAGGGGGGUUCCAACUCAGCCUCGGUCCCAGCCAUCCCCCUCCACCCACCCGACAACCUGUACUCUCCCUAAGUAGAGUUUAAAGCAAUGGGGCAGGCACAGCCUGAAGUCCCACCCCUGAAAGAAACUGGUCUCCUGGGCUGUGGGAAAGGGUCUGGGGGCAAGGCGGAUGGCCCAGGUGUCCGGAAUUUUUAUUUUGGAGAGGGAGUUUGGACCUUCUGACAAGCUGAAGGAACACAGAAAAACAGACAGAAGUGCGAUUUUGCAAAUGGGGCAGAGGCCUCCUUCAGUCACCACAGCCAUGAGUCCCUCUCUCCCUCCUCCCUCCUUCAACCCAAACCCAGAACCCCAAAGCCUCAGGGCACCCCAGUAACUCCAAGCACCUAUUCCGCUCCAGUCUAGGGGUCAAAGAUGACAGCCUCAGGUAGAGGAUGUCAAAGACCUCAGCGAGAGAGGGAGGGCCACAUGGGGGCGGGGGCGAGGGUCUGCGAAUCCCUCCCCCAACCCCAGGACGCCUGCGAAGGCUCCUAGCUUCAGCAUUAACCCGGCCGGGGCAGAGGUGGGGGUUCAUGACAGUAGCGCCCCCUCUGGGAGGUGCCCCAAACUCGGAGGGCGCCCACAGGCGGAGAGCAGGACAGGAGGGGCACGUGACCCCCGCCCCGGGGACCAAUCAGCGCCCGCGGGAGGGGGCCACACUCGGCGCCCCCCACCCAUCCCGGCGCGCUUGGAGAGAGACGUUUUCUUUGUCCUUUUGUCAGCUCUUGGGGGGCCCCGAACCCCCAGGCCCCCACUGCGGCGGGGGCCAUCCAAACCGGCCGGCCCUCCCCUCCAACACCACUGCGACCCCUGCCUCGCGGCCUGGAGCCGGGACUCGUCCUGUUCUGGGCUGGACAGGAGGCCGGAGAGGACUCGGGCGCCCAAGGUGCGGCGGCAGGACGCGAAGUGGGGCACGCGAAGUGGGGCGGAGGGGCCUCCCGGUGUCAGGACCCCCACACCAGCCCCGGGUCGCCUCGACUUGGCUCUCAGGACCCCGCCCCCCAACGCCACCCCCAACCCCCGACCAACAGGCCCCCUGCCUGCCCCGAACCCCCCACCUGGGCCCCAAUCCAGCUCCCCAGCGGCGCAGCCGCGAGCCCCAUUAUUGUGUCUCCUCCGGGGCCCCCCAGGACAAAAUCUCCACCCGCUGCGGUGCCGACAGAACCCCCAACCUAGCUGCACAUACAGGCCCCCAGUCAACAAUCCAAGCGCCCCCCCCACGUUGCAGUGCCAUUAGACACCCCCAUAAUGGAGCCUCAGGGAGCGCCCCAGGCCAAAAUCCAGCCCCUCCAAAGCGAUGCCACCGGACCCCAACCGGACCCCUCCAUACGGCCAGCGACCCCCUCUCCAAUCCGGUCCCCUCCCCAGUUGCGUGGCUGAGAGAUUCCUCCCCUCAUUCUAGCGCUCCCCAAACCCCCUCCCCAGCCCCAAAUCCGUCCCCUCCCAGUGGCAGGGCCCGCAGGCCCCCCAAUCCUAGCGCCUGA